This is a messenger RNA of Siniperca chuatsi (mandarin fish), 1905 nucleotides long. RefSeq names its product secretion associated, Ras related GTPase 1Ab (gene sar1ab). The transcript is spliced from 7 exons. Gene Ontology annotation, cellular component: endoplasmic reticulum exit site; COPII vesicle coat. The record is from RefSeq and is a predicted model, not a curated record. The coding region runs from base 31 to 717 and encodes 228 amino acids. Gene Ontology annotation, molecular function: GTP binding; GTPase activity. NCBI's taxonomy places the organism in Eukaryota, Metazoa, Chordata, Actinopteri, Centrarchiformes, Sinipercidae. Gene Ontology annotation, biological process: vesicle organization; endoplasmic reticulum to Golgi vesicle-mediated transport; intracellular protein transport.
GACGUGUUUCCGGUUAUCUGUCAAACUUGUAUGCUACACGCCAGUCGACGGGACGAGCUUGGACGAUUAAACAACGGACGGACAGUUCAUAAAUUCGGCAGACCAAGGCAGUCAAGAGAAAUGUCUUUUAUAUUUGACUGGAUCUGCAGGAGCUUCAGCAGUGUCUUGCAACUAUUAGGUUUGUACAAGAAAACUGGCAAGCUAGUGUUCCUUGGACUAGACAAUGCUGGAAAAACAACUCUCCUGCACAUGCUCAGAGAUGACAGGCUGGGACAGCAUGUGCCAACACUACAUCCAACAUCUGAGGAGUUGACCAUAGCUGGAAUGACCUUUACGACGUUUGACCUCGGGGGUCAUACACAAGCACGAAGGAUCUGGAAGAACUACCUCCCAGCCAUAAACGGUAUAGUCUACCUGGUGGAUUGCGCUGAUCAUGAGCGACUAGCAGAGGCAAAAGUUGAACUGGAUGCCCUGUUAACAGAUGAAACCAUCUCAAAUGUCCCGGUUCUCAUCCUGGGGAAUAAGAUAGACCGUCCAGAGGCCAUCAGUGAGGAUGCACUCAGAGGAAUGUUUGGUCUUCAUGGACAAACAACUGGAAAGGGCAAAGUGUCGCUUAAGGAGCUGAAUUUGAGGCCAAUGGAGGUUUUCAUGUGCAGCGUGCUGAAGAGACAAGGAUAUGGAGACGGUUUCCGCUGGCUCUCCCAGUAUAUUGACUGAUUCACAUUCUUUAAAUAACCUUAACCACAUUUACCGUGCUGCCUGUGCACACAAAGACAUGUUCCACACAAAACUACCUGCCGUAGAGAGACAUUUUAGUAAAUAUACCAUAUUUAGGACUGUGACUGUGCCAGUAGGAAAUGUGUUUCAAGUAGUGUUGAUAUAUCCUGUGUUUUUCAUGUGUUCAAAGAAAUCUUAAUAUCAAUCACACCACAGCGAGUCAAAGAUUAAGUUAUGAAUCAUCAGUCUGUAUUAUUCAGAUUGAGUGUGGAGAAUAAUCUUCAUGGUGUGGUUUCUACCUUUACUUAAAGCCUGUAGAGCAUUCUGUCUGCCAUAUGGAACAUGUCAUCGCUGUGAACCAGUUUCUAACCCGGGUUUAUUUUUAGCUGCUGGUGUAGACUUACAGUGAAGGUCAAUUUAGUUAACAUUUUGUGCUCGGUGUUACUCUUCCUUGAUUGAGGAAAAAACUUUGUUGGCACAGAUUUUAUUAUCUUUAUAUGUAUCCUAUUACUCGCAAACUAGUGCGAAUCUUGAAUAACCAUAAUUUUUUUCCCGAGAACAGAAUAGUUUUUCUGGAAAGUGCUGCAAGAGAUUUGGAGCCAUAUUUGCCAAUGAGAAAAGUGUUAAUACAGUGGCCUGCUACUGGCAGUUCUGCUGAUUGCAUGUUUUUUUAAUCAAUGAAGGGUUUACGUCUACAGGCCAAUUAUAUGAAUGUGACCACAAGUGCAUUAGCUGACAUUUUGCUGUGAGUAGCUUUAUCUAAUAGCACAUAACAGUGUUAAAUAAUUGCAGUAUAUGUUAACUGCAUCAGCACCGCUAGUUGAUGUAACAAACUCAUACUUGUCCACAGUGAGGAUGCCAAACCACCUGUUUUCAUGAUAGUUAAUUGCUAUGAAAUGACUUGAGUACUUUGUGAUUAGUGGCUGCUCACAACAAGCAGUGAUACUAUGAGAGUACUUGGGUGGUGCUAAAAAAAAGGCACGCAAAAUAUAUGCAUGGAAUUACCUCUUAGUGCAACAUUAUACAUUAUUUUGUAUAUAAGCUCUUAUUUAUAUUUUGCAAUAAAAAUAUGGCUUGCCUUAUGUUUCAUCAAGCUCUGAAGCAAUGUAUCUGUUACAAAAGGUACGUCAUAUUGUUAUUAAACGUGUGAAAUUUGAGUAUAAUAAAUAUUUUUGACAAUCCUUUAAA